Molecule: messenger RNA, 798 nt
Organism: Triplophysa dalaica
Lineage: Eukaryota; Metazoa; Chordata; Actinopteri; Cypriniformes; Nemacheilidae
Exons: 6
Coding region: 139-666 (175 amino acids)
Cellular component (GO): membrane
Source: RefSeq, a predicted model, not a curated record
UUCAACCCCCUUCCUCCAGAGACUCCCAUAUACGCACAGUCCCUUCCCCCAAUACGCACUUUUGAAUCUUGGUUACAUUCAUAAACAUCCCCGUUUCCCUCGGUUUUCCAGUAUUCUUUGGACCUGCCUGCAUUCAAGAUGUCAACAACCCAAACUGCGUCUGUCGAUACAGUUCCUCCCAGGUCACGACGCCUAUUUAGGCUUUACGACCCUGAAGUGGUUGCGGUAAUUGCAAUAUUACUUGGUUUGUUUCAAGUGCUUUUUGCUGUACCAACUUACAACAUCAGCCUUGAUACAACAUUUUUGUUCAUGUGCCCUCUUUCUGUUGGUUGUGUGUCUGUGAUUGCUGGAUCAUUAUGUAUGGCAUCUGAAAGAACCCCUAGCAGACAACUGUUGAAAAAAAGUAUGUUAGCCGGUCUUGCAAGCCUGGGGUUGGCACUGAUUGCUGUUUUUCUGUAUGGUUAUGCUGUGAUCAAACCUCAAGUCAUUCCUCCUUGCCUAGAACCAGAACAUGACUUCCCCUAUGGAAAUAAUACUUGUCCAAGCAAAUAUUUUUUGCCUUUGAAGAACGCCAUCUCUGGGCUGCUAAUAUUUUAUGAUGUUGUUGCUUUGGUUGUUCAUUGCCUCUUAUCAUAUUCUGCAUUUGGAGGACUGAAGAGACUCUGAGAUAACAUUUCAUACACCAAGGAUUUCAUAAAACAUGUGUCCUCAUUUUAUGUUAACAGACAUGUAUAAUCUUUUUUAUAUUUUGAAUAGUAUUUUUGUCAUUAAAAACUCUUAUAUUUCUCUUGUAGCUUA